AUGGUUGUUGCUCUAUUGUGGAGCAAAACAUCUGCAUCUAUGGGAAACAUAAGCAUAUACUGGGGUGAGAAUAGCAAUGAAGCUUCUCUUGCCAAUACCUGCAUAAGCGGCAAUUUUGAAAUUGUAAUGCUCGCAUUUCUAAACAAGUUCAGAGAUGGGCAGAUGUCGGUGCUGAACCUAGCGGGCCACUGCGAUCCCCCCUCGGGAGGAUGCAAAUUGCUAAGUGCUGAUAUUCAGUCUUACCAGUCCAGAGGCGUAAAGGUAUUUCUAUCCCUUGGAGGAGUCAUCGGAAACUAUAAGAUCACCUUCGUAGAGGAUGCAGAGAGUGUGUCAAGCUAUCUGUGGGACAACUUUCUGGGAGGGCAAUCGGACUCCAGGCCUAUCGGAGACGCUAUUCUGGACGGCAUUGACUUCGAUAUCCAAAUCAUGAUAUUCUACAACAAUCCUCCUUGUUUGUAUGCCAAUCUGGUGAAUUCAUGGACCCUUUGGACCACAUCUGUUCCCACUACUCAAACACAGAGCUUCUACAUUGGCCUUCCAGCUGCGCCUGAUGCUAUCAAUAAUGGUGGCUAUGUUGAGCCAGAUGUACUCAUCUCCCAAAUGUUGCCCAAGAUCAAGCCUUCCUCAAAAUAUGGAGUCAUGCUGUGGUCCAAGCAAAAGGGGAGGGCGGGCCGUGCCCUAACCCUAACCCUAGCCGCAGGCAUUGGUGAUCCUCGUGGGCGGCGCUCACGACGAUGCCCGCAGGUGCCGCGGCGCCCUGCGGCCACCGCCGUGAGCCGCGGGCACUGCACAACCGCAAGCUACCGUGUGCCGGGGAAGGAGGAAUAA
Molecule: messenger RNA, 828 nt
Organism: Cryptomeria japonica (Japanese cedar)
Lineage: Eukaryota; Viridiplantae; Streptophyta; Pinopsida; Cupressales; Cupressaceae
Product: acidic endochitinase-like
Exons: 3
Coding region: 1-828 (275 amino acids)
Biological process (GO): carbohydrate metabolic process
Cellular component (GO): extracellular region
Molecular function (GO): chitinase activity
Source: RefSeq, a predicted model, not a curated record